Messenger RNA from Oncorhynchus mykiss (rainbow trout), 884 nucleotides. The record is from RefSeq and is a predicted model, not a curated record. NCBI's taxonomy places the organism in Eukaryota, Metazoa, Chordata, Actinopteri, Salmoniformes, Salmonidae.
AUGCCCAGUCUGGGCACGGCGUUCUACCGGCUCCAUGGCCGGACCCGUGGUCUGGGCAGGGGCAAAGUCCUGCACCAGAGCCGCGACCGAUGCUGGCGAAUCCAUGAGCGGAGUGGAACCAAGGGGAGUGACAGAUACCGGGAAGAUAAUCAAGGAGGUGAUGGAGUCCAGCCCGAGUUGACACUAGAAUUUGGGCGGAUAGUGAUCUACACCACCAGCUUUCGAGUAGUAAGGACCACGUUUGAACGGUGUGAGUUGGUCCGGAAGAUCUUUUCAAACCACAGGGUCAAGUUUCUGGAAAAGAAUAUAGCCCUGGACUGUGAGUAUGGGAAGGACCUGGAAGAACGAUGCAAGCGGGUGGGCGAACCUCCCUCGCUACCAGUCGUGUUCAUCGAUGGACACUACCUCGGGGGUGCUGAGAAAAUAUUGGACAUGAAUGAAUCAGGAGAACUUCAGGAACGUCUGGCCAAAAUUGAGAGGGUACAGCACCCCCACACGUGCCAGACCUGUGGGGGCUUUGCCUUCGUCCCGUGCCCCAUGUGCCAUGGUAGCAAGUUGUCAGUUUUCCGCAACUGCUUCACAGAGUCGUUCAAAGCCCUGAAGUGCACCUGGUGCAACGAGAAUGGCCUGCAGCCCUGUUCCAGCUGCAGCCAAUGAUGACUCUAAGUGCCUGAUCGAAAUAUCCCCUUUCCCCAGGCCCUCACCAAGCCCACACAAUGUAUGGUGUCCAUAUUAGGACAGCCAGAAAUACAAACAAGUCCUAGCGAGACUGAGGCUGUCCUAAUAUGGACACUGUACGGAUUGGACUCUGUCAGAGAUAAGACUUGAUUUUUCACACCAUGGUUUAUCCUCCAUGGGAGAUUGUCAAUAAAAUUGUGUUUUCA